CGUAUAGAACUUUUGUUCUUGAAAACAAUUUUUGGAAGUUUUUCGAUAUGAGUGCGACUAGAGAAGAUGAAAAAUUAGAGUGUGUUUCCGAUCAAGAGCGAGAUUUAGCCCAACAGGCUCUCAACGAGUUUCAAGGGAAAAACUACAAUGCAUGUCUACAAAAUCUAGGAAAACUUGACAACAAAAAGGAUGACUUUAAAGUAAUACACAAUAAAUAUAUUGCUGAAUACUACAAAAGUGACUGUAAGAAAACCAGUAUUUUUCUCAAGAAUAUUACUGCACUUUUAAAUCAGUUUGGUUUACAUAUUGACAGACUGGAGGAUGUAGAAUUUUGUGUUGCAUACUUUAAUAUUGGGGUCUUGUUUUAUCAAGAAAGACAGUACACCAAAGCUCUUAAAAUAAUAGAGAGGAUUUACAAAUUUAUUGAACCAUUAGAUGAAACUCUUGGACAGCAAGUAGGUCUACUCUUAAUUGAACUACAGAUUUGUGUUAGACAAGUAGACAAAGCUUUAUCCUUGAUAACUUACUUUUACAAUCAAGUUACAAAUCAAACAACAUUAACACAAAAGGAGGCAAAACCAAAAGGAAACAAUGACAAUGAACAGAGUAACAAAUCAAAUGAGGAGUUGCUGCAGAUGUUGGAAAGAUACAGGAUAAGAUGCAAUCUAUUGUUGCAUUCCCUGAAAUCAGCUAGUACAGAUAUCAAGAUUCUCUCUGAUGACAAUGGAAAUGUUGUAGAAGUAUUAUAUUUGUUAGCUAAUCAACAAUAUCUGGAAGGAAAUUUUGUGGGUGCUAUGCAAACGUUAGGGAAGGUGCCUGCUGAAGCAUUAAAAUAUGUAUCUUCAGGAGAAUCAUCCAAUGCAAUGUUUUACAACAACUUAGGAGUCAUUCAUCAUGCCAUGGGUAAACCAAAUCUUGCCUGCCACUAUUACAAUCAAGCCCUGCUAGAAGAACAGCCAUUAACAAAAUUAUCAGCAGAUGAUUGCCAACUUUAUAUGCUUGGAGCUUCAAAAUAUCAUGAAAUCAUGUUUAACAUGGGUAUUUCGCUUUUGUAUGCGGGAAAAUCAGCACAAGCAUUUGAUUGUUUGAUUGUCGCCGUGCGGAAGUUUCAUCGUAAUUGUCGUCUUUGGCUUCGUCUCGCUGAAUGCUGCAUUCAACUACAUAAACCUACAAAUGCGGUGGAUUUUGACAUUCAGCGAAAGCAAAAAGAGUUGGUUGUGGAUGUGCUAGGUAGCAAUGAAACGCAAAAAGUAAUUUUGAAUACUAAUUUGGCGAAGGAUAAAAAAUACAGUAUUGACAGUCAAAGUUAUGCGGUUCCGGUUGCUACAUUGGAAUUUGCGACACUAUGUUUGAAAAAUGCAGAGUUUGUGUUAGCUUCCGAUGUGAGUUCAACUGCGGAACCCCUACUUUUGAUACCAGGUGUGUCUAUGCCAACAUCAACUCCAAACUCGAUAUCAUCACCUUCUAGUCCAAUUCAACCGGAUGAUAAGACAAACUUGAAAAAUAGCAUAUUGGUUGCUUCCGCGUAUGUUAGUCUUUGCCUUGGUGACUAUGUUGUAGCACUAGCGAAGGCUAAGGAAUUACUGCAGCAGCCUAAGAUGUCCGGCGCUCAUAAGUUGUUAGGACAUUUAUAUGCUGUGGAAUGUUUAGUACUUCAGGACAAACUUAAUGAAGCUUUGGAACAUUUGAACCCAGAAAUUAUUAAGGAUAUUGGUUUGGAGUGUCCUGGCGAAGAUAUAGAUGACGAAAUACCAACUCAAACGAAUCCACCAGCCACGUGGUUUCCAAAUAAAUUGCCCAGUGCAAUUGCAGUAAUGCAGUAUAAUGUGGCAGUGAUAAAUACCAUUCGAGGACAGUACGAUCAAGCGGCUAAAUUACUAAAUCAAGUGUGGCAGAGCCGUACACAUGACCAUAAAGUACCAGCUCAGAUAAUAAUGUUGGUUCUGUACAUAAAGCUACAACAAGGCCACGUCGAUGUUGCAAAGAAUUUUAUUCGACAAUAUUCAGUGCAGCGCAGAAUAUCUGGAUGAAAAAUAUUUGUAUAUUUAAAUAUAUACUUAUUAUAUUAGACAGGAAGAGUUGUUUUAAUGGAUUGGACGACAUUCAGAUCUCCAAUUUCAUCAAUUUUCAUCAUUUUCGAAUAAAUAAUGUGGAAUACUGGUUUUGGGAUUAAUAAUUUCCAGUUCUGGUACCGUACAAAUUUACCGAGUGCCAUAGCAGUACCAAAACUCGCGCUACUAUGCAUUCAUAGUUUAGGUACGCGCGAUGUUUGUAUGUACACAUUUUUUUACGUGUGCAGCAAACGUAUCGCAAUACUGAUAGUGACCGCGUGUUAUCGUCGCGUGUUGUUGUUGGCUGCGUAGUUCCGUGCACAUCCAGUUCCAUUCCAGCCAUCGAGUGAAUCGCGCGUGUUCAUCGCGACUAGUUUUGUCUCUUCAGAACAUGAUUAAGUAAAUCGAUUGAUAUUCAUUAAACGAUGAGCGGCAUACAUCAGAAUCGGGUGUGAUUGAGGUUUCACAAGUGUGAUGGGAUGCGUUGUGUGUUUAUCAAUUGCGAAUUAAUUUUCGGUUCACUUGUGUGAUGUUCCGUCGGCUUUGAGAUAAAUUUCUGUCAAUGGAGAACGUUGAUGCCCAGAGAAGAAGUUUGUGAAUAAAUAUAUAAUAAUGAAUAAAUGUGUUGUUAAAUAUAACCAAUAAAACACAAUUAAAAAUUAUAAA
Molecule: messenger RNA, 2717 nt
Organism: Dalotia coriaria
Lineage: Eukaryota; Metazoa; Arthropoda; Insecta; Coleoptera; Staphylinidae
Gene: Not10
Product: CCR4-NOT transcription complex subunit 10
Exons: 9
Coding region: 48-2030 (660 amino acids)
Biological process (GO): negative regulation of translation; mRNA catabolic process
Cellular component (GO): CCR4-NOT complex
Molecular function (GO): protein binding
Source: RefSeq, a predicted model, not a curated record